Ipomoea triloba (trilobed morning glory) is the source of this 2813-nucleotide messenger RNA. Its product is annotated as exocyst complex component SEC15B. The record is from RefSeq and is a predicted model, not a curated record. Gene Ontology annotation, cellular component: exocyst; membrane. Bases 87 to 2504 code for a protein of 805 amino acids. The transcript has 2 exons. Gene Ontology annotation, biological process: intracellular protein transport; exocytosis; Golgi to plasma membrane transport. NCBI's taxonomy places the organism in Eukaryota, Viridiplantae, Streptophyta, Magnoliopsida, Solanales, Convolvulaceae.
GUAAUGGUUUCGUCGCUAUAGCUCUCGGACCUGUUUUUGGUGGAAAGGCGACGAAGAAAGGGAAAAAGUACAUAACGGUGCCGACAAUGAACUCGUCGAAGAUGCGCCGGAAGGUAGUUCCGGCGGCGGCGGAGAACGGUGAAUCAGCCGACAAGCUUGACCAGCUCCUCCUGUCCUCCGCCAUCUGCAACGGAGAAGAUCUCGGUCCCUUCGUUCGGAAGGCUUUUGCUUCCGGGAAGCCAGAGACUCUCCUCCACCACCUCCGCCAUUUUGCUCGAUCCAAGGAAUCGGAAAUCGAGGAAGUAUGCAGGGCUCACUACGAGGACUUCAUCACCGCCGUAGACGACCUCAGAUCCCUCCUCUCCGACGUUGAUUCACUCAAAUCCUCGCUCUCCAACUCCAAUUCUCAGCUCCAGUCCGUUGCUGUUCCGCUCCUCACCUCCCUAGACUCCUUCGUUGAAGCUCGCAACAAGUGCAAAAACAUUAGCCUCGCUAUAGAAUCUCUACGAACUUGCGUGCAAUUAGUCGAGCUUUGCUCGCGAGCCAACUCUCAUCUCUCGAAGAACAACUUCUACAUGGCUUUGAAGUGCGUGGACUCAAUUGAGCGAGAGUUUCUGGAUAAAACACCAUCAUCUACGCUCCGCAGAAUGCUGGAGAAGCAGAUCCCGUCGAUUCGAUCGCAUAUUGAACGCAGAGUCAACAAAGAUUUUGGUGAUUGGCUUGUUGAGAUCCGAGUUGUUAGUCGGAAUUUAGGCCAGUUAGCCAUCGGACAAGCCUCCGCAGCGAGGCAAAGAGAAGAGGAACUUAGAAUCAAGCAACGGCAAGCCGAGGAGCAGAGUCGACUCAGUCUCAGGGAUUGCGUUUAUGCUCUUGAGGAAGAAGAAGAUGACGGACUUGAUGGACUAAGCGAUGAGAGCAGGGACGGUUACAACAACGGAGGUACUGGAAUGUUGGGGUUCGAUUUGACGCCAUUGUACAGGGCUUAUCACAUUCACCAGACUCUAGGCCUCGAGGAUCGUUUCAAGCAGUAUUAUUUUGAGAAUAGGAAGCUCCAAUUGACUUCUGAUUUCCAGGUAUCAUCAAUGACGCCCUUUCUCGAAUCUCAUCAAACGUUUUUUGCACAAAUUGCUGGAUUUUUUAUUGUUGAGGAUCGUGUUUUGAGGACUGGUGGUGCAUUGAUAUCUAAAGUGGAGGUGGAGAAUUUAUGGGACACUGCUGUUAGUAAGAUGUGUUCUGUUUUAGAAGAUCAAUUUUCUAGGAUGCAAACUGCUAACCAUUUGCUGCUGAUAAAGGACUAUGUGAGUUUGCUUGGAGUAACAUUGCGCCGUUAUGGUUACCCGAUUGAUGCUUUGCUUGAUGUGCUGAGCAAGCAUAGGGAUAAAUAUCAUGAACUCCUGUUGUCUGAUUGUCGUAAGCAAAUAUCUGAGGCUCUUGCUGCUGACAAGCUCGAGCAAAUGUAUAUGAAAAAGGAAUAUGAGUACUCGAUGAAUGUUCUUUCCUUUCAGCUGCAAACAUCUAAUAUCGUCCCUGCAUUUCCUUAUGUUGCACCAUUUUCUUCCAUGGUACCUGAUUGCUGUAGAAUUGUACGGUCAUUUAUUGAGGAUUCAGUGAGUUUUAUGUCGUAUGGCGGACAGCUUGAUUUCUACAAUAUGGUGAAGAAAUACUUGGACCGUCUUUUGACUGAGGCCCUAGAUGGAGCUUUAUUGAAACUUAUAGAUACCUCAAUUACCGGUGCUACUCAAGCUAUGCAGAUGGCAGCAAAUAUGGCAGUGUUUGAACGGGCUUGUGAUUUCUUCUUUCGCCAUGCUGCACAACUUUCAGGGAUUCCGCUGAGAAUGGUGGAGAGGGGCAGGAGGCAGUUUCCAUUGACUAAAGCCAGUGAUAAGGCUGAAGAGAUGCUGUCUGGAUUGCUUAAGCAAAAGGUUGAUGGGUUUCUCAUGCUGAUAGAGAAUGUAAAUUGGAUGGCUGAUGAUCCUCCUCAAGGGGGAAAUGAAUAUGCAAAUGAGGUCAUUAUUUUCCUGGAAACUCUUGUCUCUACUGCUCAGCAGAUAUUGCCGGUUCCAGUUCUCAAAAGAGUUAUGCAAGAUGUUCUUGCUCACAUAUCAGAAAUGGUAGUUGGGUCAUUGCUAGGUGAAUCUGUUAAAAGGUUUAACAUCAAUGCCAUCAUGGGUCUUGAUGUGGAUAUUCGGCUGUUGGAAUCAUUUGCUGAGAACCAAGCCCCUCUUCUAUCUGAUGCAGAUGCAAAUCAGUUGAAAGCAGCUCUGGCUGAGUCAAGACAAUUGGUCAAUUUACUCUUAAGCAAUCACCCUGAAAAUUUCCUGAAUCCAGUAAUUCGAGAGAGGAGCUAUAAUGCCUUGGACUACCGUAAAGUAGUGGCAAUUUCAGAAAAGAUGCGUGAUCAAUCAGAUCGUCUCUUUGGAUCAUUUGGAACUAGGGGAGCCAAACAAAACACAAAGAAGAAAUCUCUUGAUCAAUUGAUCAAAAGGCUCAAGGACGUGAACUAAAAUUCAUUAAACCUCUAAGGUAGAGACAAUGAUGCAUAGGAGAAUUAUUCUUUAUGAUAGUACUGACGAAGGUGGUAAUGGUGAUUAUUUUAUUGUGUACAAUGUUUCAAGACUGCUUCAUAGGAGAAAUACUAUAUGCUUUGAAAAUGCAGACGCAAUGCCUUUUCCUGGGAGCUUCUGCUGAAGGGAAGUGUAUUCGUCUGCCAUGAUUUAACAUUCUCAUACAUUUCGCUGUCCCUGCAGACAUUUUUGACUUGUUAUGUGGUCUGCAUUGCAUGUUUAUCAAAUUCAUCUUUCGUAAUUGGUGCA